GGCUAGAACCUGUACCUGUGACAAAUGGAGUAGUCCCGGCCACAUAUGAAGAGGCCACAGACAGAGCCUCUCUUCCUUCGAUUUCCCUCUUUCGCUCUUUCAAAUUUGACGACGACGACUAAUGGCAGACACAUUCCAACCAUCCAGCUUGGUCUACACGCCACCCCGCCGCCCCUCUCAAAACCUCCGUACCUUGCUCGCUUACAUAGACUCGCGUAACCACCUAAGCCCAGAUAUCAUGAAAUACUUCCACGCCACUCUCGAGCACCGCUACCUCCCAAAAUCACUCGGGAGACCGGUACUCAACAGACGACAGUACGGGGAAUAUAUGUCGCAGUUACAGCCGAUGUUUAGGUCGUUCAGGAUGACGUUACACCAAGUGAUCGAGACGGGCGACACGAUCGUGUACCAUGCCACAGCCGUAGGAGAAUCGGUCUCUGGCGCACGGUACGACAACGAAUACAUGACAACCAUGCAGUUCGUUAUGGGUGAACACGGCCCGCAGAUUUCCUACGUGAAGGAGUAUGUCGACAGCAGGAAGACGACGGAGUUUUUCCAGGAGCACAGUGCACGAGUGGCGGAGAUCAAUAGACGGAGAUCACAGUCAGUGUCACAGGGUUCGUAGUAGAGAACUCAGUGGAUAUACAUAUGCUUGCCAUUAGAAAUUGUACACCCAGUUUAAUUAUCAAAAGUAGUAUGCAUGCCCCUCACAC
Guyanagaster necrorhizus is the source of this 713-nucleotide messenger RNA. RefSeq lists its product as uncharacterized. Bases 122 to 625 code for a protein of 167 amino acids. The record is from RefSeq and is a predicted model, not a curated record. The transcript has 3 exons. Lineage: Eukaryota; Fungi; Basidiomycota; Agaricomycetes; Agaricales; Physalacriaceae.